Messenger RNA from Sceloporus undulatus (fence lizard), 480 nucleotides. Its product is annotated as murinoglobulin-1-like. Bases 1 to 465 code for a protein of 154 amino acids. The transcript is spliced from 3 exons. Lineage: Eukaryota; Metazoa; Chordata; Lepidosauria; Squamata; Phrynosomatidae. The record is from RefSeq and is a predicted model, not a curated record.
AUGGCGCGCUAUGCAUCCAGUGGCUCAUUAUACUGGGAGCGGGAUGAUAAACCACCUGCAGAACGGUCUCCUUCCUUCUCCCCGCCUGCCUCAUCUGCUGAGGUUGAGACGGCCGCUUAUGUUGCCCUGGCACUGCUCACUGGGACCAGCCCAACUUCAGCACAAAUUACAACAGCAUCACAGAUUGUGCACUGGCUUACCAAGCAGCAGAAUCCUUAUGGAGGCUUCUCAUCCACCCCGGACACAGUGAUGGGUAUUCAAGCAUUGGCUCGGUUCGGCUACCUUACCUUCUCUAAGGAUGGUCGGAACACUGUUAGGAUCCAGUCUGAAAAGCCUUUUGAGAAAGUAUUUGAGGUGGACAGUACAAAUCGCCUAUUGCUGCAACAGACCUCUCUGCCUGAUGUCCCAGGAGAGUAUACAGUGAACGUGAAUGGCAAUGGAUGUGUCUUUGCCCAGGUAAUAUAGAGGGCCCUUGAUAUC